AUGACUCUUCACCUUUGUCUCCCUCUGCUGGCCAUGCUGCUGCAGCCCACCCUCUGCCUCUACAACUGCUCCUCUGAGUAUGACAGAGUACCAGACAGCUCCGACCUGAUAGUCGACUGCGGCACCCGUGUGAUCACCCUGGAGAUCAACCUCUGCACAGCUCAGUGGGCAGGCUUCAACUCCUCGAACAUGGCGCUGAAUAGCAAGCACAACACCACAGAGUGCCAGGGCUCCGUUGACUCCAGCGUGGACCCGCCCAUCAUCCGCUACCAGCUUCCGGUCAACGACAGUGCGGAAAAUCCGUGUCGGCAGUCCCUCCAGAUUGUGGAUGAGGCCCCGGACCCCACAGGCCCUUUCAACAACUUCCUGAGCAUCCAGUCAGUUAUCAUCACGGGCUUCAUCGAUACCCCCAGGUCGGACCAGGGGGUGAUCAGCUACUCCACUGACCUCUACUAUCACUUCUCCUGCCGCUACCCCUUGGAGUACCUCAUCAACAACACACAGAUAGUGGCCUCCUCGGUUUCCGUGGCAACAAGCGACAACAACGGGACCUUCAUUGACACCCUAAAAAUGAGUGUUUUUAAUGAUUCCAACUACAUGUAUCCCUUAGUCAUACCUUCCUCUGGACUGCAGCUGCGAACAAGGAUCUAUGUGGAAGUAAAGGCAGUGAACCUGACUGGAAAUUUCCACGUGCUGCUGGAUCACUGCUUCGCAACGCCGACCGCCUACAACGUGUCGCACAAUGAGCAGCACAACUUCUUCACUGGAUGUUCAGUCAACCAAAGAGUGAUCAUAGAUGCCAACGGAGUCUCCAAGAUGGCCCGUUUCGACUUUGAGGCCUUCCGCUUUGUUCAGCACCGUGACCAGGCCAAGUCCAGCAUCUACUUGCACUGCAUCCUCAGACUCUGUGAGCCCACCAAAUGUCAAGAACUGCUGAACGCUUGUAACACCAGAAGAAAAAGAUCCUUGACUCCUUUCGGACAAGAGAGCAGCGAGUCCGCCACCGUUUCAGUCGGACCGCUGUUCACCGCUGGAGAAGAAACAGACAGGCCUGCCGCAGCUCCCUACACUACAAGUGACACUGCUGCAUCAGAGAGGCAUGACACAGACAUGACAGGCCUGGUGGUCGGCGUCGUGUUUGGCUCGGCCGCCUCCGCUCUGCUGGUCCUUGGCGGCUGGUUUGUCCUGAAGAAGUUUUAUUUGGCGGGACCUCAUGCCUUUAACUGAGUUAUUGACAAUAUUUUUUCUACCAAACCUGAUGUUUAUUUUGAAUUUACUACAAUAAGAGAUUUUUCUAAAAAAAAACAAAAACAAAAACACAACCAAAAUGAACAUCAUAGCAGAUAUGUGACUUCUGUGUCUAUGUUAUAUUUGCAGCCAUUUUUUCUAAAAGAAAUAGCCACUUAAGUUCAUUCGAUGUGCUUUGGUUUAUUUUUGAAAACACAUAAACAUUAAACAUUCUCCUUCUACAGUAUACUAAACCAGUCUGUUUACGUAACACGCAUUUGUACAUAUUUGCUUUGCAUAUCCAGAAAUGUAGUCGGAAAGAGUACAGAAAGUUUGGCUUAUAACUGGCCUACAAAAAUGACAUUUUUAGGGCCGAGUUGUCUAAAUGUUUUCCGUUCAGUUCCAAUGUUUGGAGCCCAAAAAAACAAAAACACACCAUUAGUGCCAUAACGUUGACAUAUACUGUACAUCAGUGAAUGAGAAAGAAUACAAAAGGCAUUCAUUUACUGUAAAGAUGAAUCAAAAAUCAAGAAAUUGUGCGCCGACUGGCUGGUGAAUAAAAAUAGUUUAGAAUUACAACAGAGUAUUAGGGUCACAUAGAAAAAAAACCCCUGAGAUUUAGAGAAAAAGUUGUACAUUUAUGAGAAAAAAAGUCUUAAUAUUACCUUUGCCCAAGGCCAAAGGUCACAUAAGUCUCCCAUUUUCAUAGCUGUCUCAGGAAAUGCCUGUUAUGAUGGAGUAUUAAAAUAAUUGGAGAUUUCGAGAACAAAGUCGUAAAUUUACGACAAAAAAACUUGGAAUAUUAGAAAAAACUCAAUUUUGUGUUACAGGCAUUGCCUAUGAAAAGGGGGGACUUAGGUGACUUUUGGCUUUGGGCAUGUGGAGGGGGCGGGGUAAGGAAGGCGGAAGUGCGAAGGGCUAGACAUGCUAAUGUAAAUGCUAACUGCUCAGCUGCUCAGUUUUGCACCACAUUGUGAAUAAAAGCUUGCCUGAAGCAAGAGGAAAGUUUCCUUCCUUCUUGAAAAGCUAUGCUCUAUUUUCCCUCUGACACGUGUGACAUGAUGACACAUAAUAUCACGACUAAGAGUUUAUUCUCAUAAAUUUACGACUUUAUUCUCAGAAAUGUUCGACUUUAUUCUCGAAAUCUUUUUUUUUUCAAUGUGGCCCUAAUACUCCAUCGUAUGCUAUACUCUGGGUUAGGGCGUGUUAUUUUAAAUUAAUUAAUUAAAUACUAUACAGUAUAUGAUCAAAUAAUAAAAAGCAAUCCAUGUUUACACUUAUUUUUAUUGUAGAAAAAAGCGUAGCACAUUUUCCUGAGAUCAGACUCCAUGUCAAACCUGCCAUGAAGUUUUGGCCGUGAAAAUACCUUUUUGGUGUUAUAGAACAAGAUAUUUAAGGAGGAUUUCAUUGGCAAGUAAAAGACAGUUAUUUUAAAAAUGUCAUGUAGACACUUCUGUCAAUGUCAGACCUCAAAUGACACCCCCCGCCCCUUGCUCUGCAAAAACUUCCCGUGCCUUUAAUUGGUCUCUAUAGUCUGAAUUGAACUCCUGAAAUAAAAUAACUUUUGAAAAAUGUAUUGGGAUGCUCCUGUAUUUUCAAUGCCAAGACUUACUGGUGGCGUUGAGGCUCCUUACCAAUACACACAUACAAUAAAACAAAAA
This is a messenger RNA of Dunckerocampus dactyliophorus (ringed pipefish), 2888 nucleotides long. Its product is annotated as zona pellucida-like domain-containing protein 1. The coding region runs from base 1 to 1227 and encodes 408 amino acids. NCBI's taxonomy places the organism in Eukaryota, Metazoa, Chordata, Actinopteri, Syngnathiformes, Syngnathidae. Gene Ontology annotation, cellular component: cell surface. The transcript has 10 exons. The record is from RefSeq and is a predicted model, not a curated record.